UUGUCUGCCCUACGUCACGGUCACUCUUUUUUUCGCUCACAAAACCGAAGGGGCUAGAGUUUCGAGCUGCGUUCGUUUUAGGGUUUAUCCAUCCACGAUAUCCUACAAUGGCGGACGUCGAACCAGAGGUCGCGGCGGCGGGACUGCCGAAGAAGAGAACGUUCAGGAAGUUCUCCUUCAGAGGAGUCGAUCUGGAUUCUCUUCUCGAUAUGAAGACCGAUGAGCUUGUUCAAUUGUUCCAUGCUCGUGCUCGCAGAAGGUUCAAGAGAGGAUUGACGAGGAAGCCGAUGGCCCUGGUCAAGAAGCUCCGUAAGGCGAAAAGAGAGGCGCCGGCCGGUGAGAAGCCAGAACCAGUCAGAACUCACUUGAGGAACAUGAUCAUUGUGCCGGAAAUGAUUGGAAGCAUAGUCGGAGUUUACAACGGUAAGACAUUCAACCAAGUCGAGAUCAAGCCCGAGAUGAUUGGUCACUACCUGGCCGAGUUCUCCAUCUCCUACAAGCCGGUUAAGCAUGGUAGGCCUGGUGUUGGAGCUACCCACUCUUCCAGGUUCAUUCCCCUCAAGUGAAGCUCCCUCUACGCUCCUGUUCUACUACCCCUUUCAUGGCGAUUUAGGGUUUUGGUUUUGAGGCUCCGGCCCGUCAUUAUAGAUGUACUAUUGACUCUUGAUUCCUGCUUUCACAAAGAUGAUCUUUGAACUAUUUGGGAAUCCAUCAUUUUGGAUUUAUUUUUUCUGCAUUCGUACUCUGAUAGUGUCCUGUCUUACUAUGCUACUUUAAGAACAUGUACUGGAGAUUUCUGCCCA
Messenger RNA from Tarenaya hassleriana, 803 nucleotides. Its product is annotated as 40S ribosomal protein S15-4. Gene Ontology annotation, molecular function: structural constituent of ribosome; RNA binding. Gene Ontology annotation, cellular component: ribosome; cytosolic small ribosomal subunit. Gene Ontology annotation, biological process: ribosomal small subunit assembly; translation. The coding region runs from base 108 to 566 and encodes 152 amino acids. NCBI's taxonomy places the organism in Eukaryota, Viridiplantae, Streptophyta, Magnoliopsida, Brassicales, Cleomaceae. The transcript is spliced from 4 exons. The record is from RefSeq and is a predicted model, not a curated record.